UUUGAAUGCACUUGUUAGUCACACUCUCAGAACCAACCCAACCAGAUCUGUGAGACAUUCCGAGGAUUCUUGGCGUUUCUCUCUACCUGUCCGACAGGUGUUAGUAAAUCAGUGGUGUUGGCUCCACUGAAGCAGAAAGCGGCUCCAAGCGCGCAGUAGGGACGCGUUUCCUGAACGGUAAUGUGUGAGUGUCUGCGGGCGGCUUGCCCCUGCCUGGAGGAGCUGUGGAGGAGGAUCGUCAAAGAAAAGCCUAAAGAAGGUGAUGAUGACGAAGUGGAUAAUCCUCCCUUUAAGAGACCCUCGUUCCCUCCGCCGCCCCCGGAGAGGCCGCCAGACAGCGCGAUCUACGUGGGGAUCUGGUCGUUCGAAGCUCGGCACAAGGACGAGCUGUCCUUCCAGGAGGGGGAUCUGCUCGAUGUCAUCAGCCGCAACGGAGACUGGUGGACUGCAAGGAAGAUCGGCAAGAACGGGUGCGUCGUGGGCACCGGGAUAGUGCCCCAUAAUUACCUGGCGAGGGCUGAAUCCCUGCAGAUGCAGCCAUGGUUUUACGGGACAAUGAGUCGCUUCGAAGCCCAAAACCACUUGAUGGAGCCAGCAAAUCAGGAGUCUGCUUUCCUCAUCCGACAAAGCGAGAGGGGCGGCGUUGGAUAUGUUCUUUCAGUGAAAUCGAACAGUCAGGUCCGGCAUUUUAAGAUCUUCCAUAUAGAUGAGACGUUUUAUGUGGAGCAAAAUCAACGGUUCAAUUCUCUGGUUGACCUGGUGGAUCACUACUGCAAAAACAGCCUCAACAACAUAGAGUCCCUGGGGAGUGUAUGCAAGAGGAAAAAGCCAAACAUCGAAGAUAUCAACCAUUUGCUGGAUGGUUGGAUUCUGCCAAAAGAUGAGUUCACCAUUGGGGAACAGCUCGGCACUGGCUGUUUUUCUAAGGUCUUCCAUGGCCGCUGGAAGAACCACAUCAAUGUUGCCAUUAAGAUCUUAAAAAAUGACUCUUUGGACAACAAAGAGUUUCAAACGGAAGUUCAAAUCCUGAAAAACCUUCAUCAUCGUCACCUCAUCUCUCUGUUUGCUGUUUGCACGGAGUCGACGCCGUAUUACAUCAUCACCGAGUUGAUGACGAAAGGCAGCCUGCUCAAGUUUCUCAGAGGACCAGAAGGACAAAAUCAAGACAUUGCAUCGCUAAUUGACAUGGCCAUCCAGGUGGCUGAUGGGAUGUCAUACCUGGAAGAGCAAAAAAGCAUCCACAGAGAUCUGGCAGCUCGGAAUGUUCUAGUGGGAGAAAACUACAUCUGCAAGGUGGCUGACUUUGGGCUGGCACGAAUCAUCAAGGAGCCGUUCUACAUCUCAGAAGAUAAAAAGAUUCCCUACAAAUGGUCGGCACCUGAGGCCAUCAGCCAUGGAAAGUUCUCCAACAAGUCAGACGUCUGGUCUUUUGGAGUUUUGCUCUAUGAGAUUAUCACCAAUGGAGGUAUUCCAUACCCAGUUUUUAACAACCAAGAAGUGUAUCAGAAAGUGAAGGACGGAUACAGGAUGGAGGCACCAACCAAAUGCCCCAGUUUUCUCUACAGCAUCAUGCUAAAAUGCUGGCAGGAAAAGCCGGAAGACAGGCCGGACUUCAAAGCUGUCAAGAUCAUGCUGGAAAGUAGCUCCUAUGAGUUGGAGGAACACCCUUUGACUCCUCCCACCACAGGGGGGCAGCAGAGAAGGUGAUACUGAGCAGGAACCUUUAUAGUUUUACCAAGAAGACUCUUCAUUGUCAUAAGAAUAACUGAAACAUAAUCCUUACGUUGCUCAAAGCAGCAAAAGGCUACUGAAGGGACGACUAAUUCUAAUGAAGAUUUACACUACUUGUGAAGGCUAAACAUUUAAAAAUGUGCAAUAGGGAUGACAUGUAUCGUCCAAAUAUUCAUUACAAAUGUGAUUAAUUUCUCUUUUACAUCUCUUUUAAAUCUUGUACCUGUUCUGUUACUGUGAAUGUUUGGAUCUUAUGUAUAAAUCUCAAACUCAAACGUUAAAGGCAAAUUAUCCAGCAUUCACAUUCAGUGCUGUGAAAAAUUAUUUGUCCCCUUUCAGAUCAUCAAAUACAUUUUAUAUAUGAGACAAUGAUAAUCUGAGUACAUUCAAAUAGAAAUGUCCAAAUUAUGAUUUUAUUUAUUAAGAGAAUAAAAAACUAUCCAAACCAA
This is a messenger RNA of Girardinichthys multiradiatus, 2180 nucleotides long. RefSeq names its product PTK6 protein tyrosine kinase 6b (gene ptk6b). Lineage: Eukaryota; Metazoa; Chordata; Actinopteri; Cyprinodontiformes; Goodeidae. The coding region runs from base 181 to 1707 and encodes 508 amino acids. Gene Ontology annotation, biological process: cell differentiation; cell surface receptor protein tyrosine kinase signaling pathway; innate immune response. Gene Ontology annotation, molecular function: non-membrane spanning protein tyrosine kinase activity; signaling receptor binding; ATP binding. Gene Ontology annotation, cellular component: extrinsic component of cytoplasmic side of plasma membrane. The transcript has 8 exons. The record is from RefSeq and is a predicted model, not a curated record.